UCAGUUUCAGUCGUUUCAGUGCCUCAGUGGUUGUCUGAUGUUCAAGGGCAUAUCUAGCAAACAGUUUACGGUGAAAAAAUAUCGAAUACCGGCAAGUAUUUUUUUGAUUGCGGAGAUUAUUCAAUAAAUAAAAUAUGGCUAAAACGAUUUCUUGUGGUGGAUUGAACAUGCCCACGGUAGGAUUGGGGACAUGGGAAGCCAGAGACGAUAGCGAGAUAGAGACAGCACUAAACGCAGCUUUGGAACUUGGCUACCGUCACAUCGACACAGCUGCCGCAUACGGAAACGAACAUGUCAUCGGAAAAGUCUUGAAAAAAUGGUUCGAUUCUGGAAAAUUGUCUAGAGACGAUCUGUUCAUUGUCACCAAACUACCAGCUCCAGGCAUACAUCCUGAUAGGGUUGAAAAAUAUUUGACAAAAUCGUUGGCUGAUCUGCAGUUGGAUUAUCUCGAUCUCUAUCUUAUACACUUUCCUGUUGGGAUAAAAGAAGGAGAAGGGCCUCCACAAUUCGAAAAAGAAGAGCACAAGGCAUUAUGGCAGAACAUGGAAAAACAAGUUGAUGCUGGCCGAACAAAAACUAUUGGACUCUCCAAUUUUAACGUAAAACAAAUUGAUAAAUUUUUGAAAUUUGCCAGAAUUAAACCUGCUUGCAAUCAAAUCGAACUACACGUAUUCUUACAACAACCAGAGCUGGUUCAGUUCUGCCAGAAAAACAAUAUUGUAGUGACGGCAUAUUCACCGCUUGGAAAUCCGGGUUACAACACAUUUUUGAAACGUAUUGGAGUAGAGGAGCGAACAGAUUUAGUCAACGUACUCACCAACCCAAUUAUCACAGAAAUAGCCAAAAAACACAACAGAAGCAAUGCGCAGGUGGCUUUAAGAUUCUUAAUACAGAAAAACACCGUCGUCAUUCCAAAAAGUGUCAAUCCUGCAAGAAUAAAGAGCAACUUUGAACUAUACGAUUUUAGUCUCGAUGAUGCAGAUAUGAAGAAAAUUGAAACUCUAGAUAUUGGAGAAGCUGCUCGAAUUGUCGACUGGAGAGUUUAUCCUAAGAUUGAUGAGCAACCAGAAUAUCCAUUUGCAAAGAAGUAGUAAUAAUACCUACCUAAGUCGAUUUAUGUUUGCUUUAAAAGUUUUAAUGAUAUAAUGUUAACAUGAAUUAGACACACAAGUUUGUUAAAGCAUAAUGAUGUUGUAAAAUGCACUUUGCCAUUAUAUUAUAAAUAAAACAUAAAAACGUAU
Messenger RNA from Diabrotica balteata, 1241 nucleotides. The record is from the annotation of a GenBank genome assembly. NCBI's taxonomy places the organism in Eukaryota, Metazoa, Arthropoda, Insecta, Coleoptera, Chrysomelidae.